UUGCCAGUGUAAAGAACCAUCUAAUAAUUCAACAAAAUCUUUUUAUUGCAUAUAAAUAAAUUUUUAUAAACUUAACUUAUGAAAUGAGCGAACAACAAAUAAUACUAACUUAGGUCUAAAUGAGUACAAUUAAAAGAGCGUAUUAUUAAUUGGUAUAAUUUCAUUGCAGCAUAAUGAGAAUUUAUAUGCUUAAAGUUUUGAAGAUUAUGAAGACUGCUUUGCAUUUUGACUAUACUUAGUAUACUAUACUUAAUAACUAUUACAUUUUUUGUAAAAACACAUUUAAUUAAAUUAAUUGAAUCGAUAUUAAAAUUAAUUACUUCUAUUUUGCAAUUAUACAUUCAAAUUUUAAAGCACCCUGUGUUUUUACCAGCUGCAGCUGAAUUCAGCGAUCAGCUGUACGUUAUCAAUGGGACCUAAAGAAACACCGGUAUGGAGCGACUCUCAAGAUUGUUUUGGCCAGUUCUGGUGAUACCAAAAAGCUCUGUUGUAAAGAAUGUCGAGGCCAUUUCACGUAGUCAAAAGUUACUAACCGAAUUAGGUUUGGUUAGGCCAGCUUAUAAUGGUACCUACCAGCUAAUGCCACUGGCGCAACGUGUGGUGGAUAAGUGUGCCGAUUUAGUGCGUCGCCAAAUGCGCAGUGUGGGCGCACAACAGAUAACAUUGCCUGUUCUGACGCCGUCAGCGUUGUGGAAAAAGUCCGGUCGCUUAGACGGUGAUAUAACCGAAUUCUAUUUAUUAAAAGAUCGACAUGGCAAACAAUUUAUACUGAGUCCAACGCACGAGGAAGCGGUAACUGCAUUGUUGGCAAGUAUUGCGCCGAUUUCUUACAAGCAAUUGCCCAUUAGACUCUUUCAAAUCGGACACAAAUUUCGCGACGAGUUAAAACCACGCUUCGGUCUAAUUAGAGCAAAAGAAUUUGUUAUGAAGGAUCUCUAUACAUUUGACCGUGAUGCAACAACUGCUUUGCAUACUUAUAACCAAAUAAAUUCCGCAUAUGAUACGCUUUUCCAGCAGCUACAAGUGCCAUUUGUUAAAGUGGAAGCCGCUACCGGCAUUAUGGGUGGCAGCGUGUCACACGAGUAUCAUUAUCUAGCCGCCACUGGUGAAGAUCAACUUAUUGCUUGUGACUCUUGUGGCUAUGCUGCCAAUAUGGAAACUAUAAAUGAGACAAAUAGUGACAAACAUUGCCAACGUUGCAAUUCAACUCAUCUGCGCAGCGUAACUGGCAUUGAAGUGGGACACACUUUUGUAUUAAAUGAUAAAUACUCCAAACCGCUAAAGGCAACAUUUCUGCAAGAGAAUGGCAAACCCGAAAAUCUUGUAAUGGGCUGUUAUGGUAUUGGCGUCAGCCGAUUGGUGGCAGCAGCAGUAGAGGUGCUUGCAACGGAGAAUGAAUUGCGUUGGCCAACACUUCUGGCACCAUUUGAUGUUUGCAUAAUAGGCGCGAAACAAGGUAGUAAAGAGGAGAAAUUAGCCAAUGGUGUGGAAAAUGAGUUUUGUAGCUCGCUUAGUACCAUUUGUAAUGAAGAAGAUGUGUUAAUUGAUGAUCGUAGUAAUUUUACAAUAGGCAAAAGGCUAUUGGAAGCGAAAAGAAUGGGUUAUCCCAUCAUUGUCGUAAUUGGAAGCAAGGCAGCGAACGCUAUACCAAAAGUUGAACUGCAUUUGACUUCGGGUGAAACAAUGGAUGUUGAGCCAAGCGAGGCGCUAGCUUUAAUCGCAAAAUAUACAAACCAUAAGCGGGAACUCUACAACACAAAAUUGGAUUAUAGUGAACCAGCGAAAUCUAGUAAGGCGUCUAUUAGUUGAGUCUUAGCAAUAUCUAACAGUGACAAAGCUGCGCGAAAGUUCUAAUUGAUUGCAUGCUGCAUAUUUUCAGUUUUCAUCUCAUUACUAAACAUUUUUUAGUAUUUAUAUAGAACUGCAUUUUAUUAACACAAACUAAAACUUCCCCUUUAAAUAUAAGUACAAAAUUAAUAACUGUAACUAUGACACAAAAUUGUGUAAGAAAAAUCAUUUUGUUACGCUAAAUAUACUUAAAGUAUUUAAAUCACUGUUAACUUGACUAUUUGGCUACAAAAGCGGCAGAUUUGCCUUAAGCGCUGCAAACUCUUUUCGAUCAAGCGCUUUAAGCUGUGUUCCUAAAUAGGGCGAAAAGUGCUCCAAAUCACGAUGCUUGUUCACCAAAAUCUUUUGGUCCGAGGUGAUGAUAUUAAUUUCACGUUCAAUUUGCAUUUGAUCUAGGAAUUUUAAAUGAAAUGCCGUUAAAAUCACGUGUAAACGCUUUGUCAAAGCAAAAUUUAGCAAUCACCGUUUUUCAAAAGCUUCAAAGCCUUUUCACGUUCCAUUUUGACAAGCAUGCUGCCCACCGUUAUCCAAACUUUCUUCUCAUUCUUGGCUGCAUGCUUUUCGAGCUCACGUAUCGCUUCGCGUGUUUGUUGUCUGCGUUUAUCCAGCUCUACCAACUCUUGCUUGUUCAUCAAUAUCUUAUCGGCCACCUCUUCGGUUGAUUUUAUAAUCUCAACCGUUUUUUGUUCAUCGGUUUUAGACAUUUUUCACUGAUGAUCAACUGAUGAAUAUAUGAAUAUAC
This is a messenger RNA of Bactrocera oleae (olive fruit fly), 2590 nucleotides long. RefSeq names its product prolyl-tRNA synthetase 2-like protein, mitochondrial (gene ProRS-m). Gene Ontology annotation, biological process: prolyl-tRNA aminoacylation. NCBI's taxonomy places the organism in Eukaryota, Metazoa, Arthropoda, Insecta, Diptera, Tephritidae. The record is from RefSeq and is a predicted model, not a curated record. Gene Ontology annotation, cellular component: mitochondrion; cytoplasm. Gene Ontology annotation, molecular function: proline-tRNA ligase activity; ATP binding.